GAGUAUCAAGUUGCUCAGGUGGGUUGUAUUUUGUGCACGGACGAUCGGAUUUACUAUUUUUCUCGUGGAACCUAAAAGCAGCAUCGCUGGUGACGUACGUUAAUAAAAAGAAACAUGGCGUCGGGACAGCAAUGGGUGUUGGUGGAAAUGGUGCAAGCGUUUUAUGAGGCUCCUGCUUAUCACUUGAUUUUGGAGGGGAUCCUCAUUCUGUGGAUCAUCAGACUAGUCUUCUCUAAGACCUACAAACUUCAUGAGACUUCUAAACUGACAGAAAAGGAAAAGGAGGACCUGAUUGAGGAGUGGCAGCCAGAGCCUCUUGUUUCCAAAGACCAUCCUUCCCUCAGCUAUGAUGUUGUCACAGGACCUCCCAGCCACAAAAUUAUAAUUAAUGGAAAAGAGUGCAUUAACUUUGCAUCAUUUAACUUCCUGGGUCUCCUCGACAAUGAGCGGGUUAAGCAAAAGGCUUUGGCAUCACUGAAAAAAUAUGGCGUGGGAACUUGUGGUCCCAGAGGCUUCUACGGAACUUUUGAUGUUCACCUGGAGCUGGAAACCCAUCUGGCCAAAUUCAUGAAAACGGAAGAGGCUAUCAUCUAUUCGUAUGGCUUUGCAACGAUUGCUAGUGCAAUCCCUGCCUACUCUAAGAGGGGGGACAUCAUCUUUGUGGAUGAAGCAGCCUGCUUCUCCAUCCAGAAAGGCCUUCAAGCAUCCCGCAGCCUCAUCAAAUACUUCAAACACAAUGACAUGGAGGAUCUGGAGAGGCUCCUCAAAGAGCAGGAACUGGAGGACCACAAGAAUCCUCGGAAAGCUCGAGUGACUCGUAAGUUCAUUGUAGUGGAGGGGUUGUACAUCAACACGGCAGACAUUUGUCCUCUCCCUAAACUGGUGAAGCUGAAGUACAAGUACAAGGUGCGGAUCUUUUUGGAGGAGAGCAUGUCUUUUGGUGUGUUGGGAGAACAUGGCAGAGGAGUCACCGAACACUUUGGCAUCAAUAUAGAGGACAUUGACCUAAUCAGUGCUAACAUGGAGAACGCUGUAGCCUCCAUCGGAGGCUUCUGCUGCGGACGCUCCUUUGUCAUCGACCACCAGCGUCUGUCGGGUCAGGGCUACUGUUUCUCUGCUUCCCUGCCUCCCAUGUUGGCUGCUGCUGCUAUCGAGGCCCUCAGUAUCAUGGAGGAAGAUCCAGAUAUUUUCACUGUCCUAAGGGAAAAGUGCAAACAUGUUUACAAGGCUUUGGAAGGUACACCAGGUCUGAAGUUAGUAGGAGUACCGUUUGCCCCAGCUCUUCACUUGCAGCUGGAGAGAAGUUUAGGCUCCAGAGACGCUGACAUGCAGCUGCUUCGCACCAUUGUAGACCAUUGUCUGGAGAGACGCGUGGCUCUGACCCUUGCUCGUUACCUGGAAAAAGAUGAGCGCUUCCUCCCCCCACCCAGGUAAGAGGCUCCACCUUGUUGUACAGUUGAUUCA
Molecule: messenger RNA, 1464 nt
Organism: Monopterus albus (swamp eel)
Lineage: Eukaryota; Metazoa; Chordata; Actinopteri; Synbranchiformes; Synbranchidae
Gene: sptlc1
Product: serine palmitoyltransferase, long chain base subunit 1
Exons: 14
Coding region: 115-1434 (439 amino acids)
Biological process (GO): sphingosine biosynthetic process; ceramide biosynthetic process
Cellular component (GO): endoplasmic reticulum
Molecular function (GO): serine C-palmitoyltransferase activity; pyridoxal phosphate binding
Source: RefSeq, a predicted model, not a curated record